This is a messenger RNA of Oncorhynchus tshawytscha (Chinook salmon), 1596 nucleotides long. RefSeq names its product transient receptor potential cation channel subfamily M member 1-like. NCBI's taxonomy places the organism in Eukaryota, Metazoa, Chordata, Actinopteri, Salmoniformes, Salmonidae. The coding region runs from base 336 to 1286 and encodes 316 amino acids. The record is from RefSeq and is a predicted model, not a curated record. The transcript is spliced from 8 exons. Gene Ontology annotation, molecular function: calcium channel activity. Gene Ontology annotation, biological process: calcium ion transport into cytosol.
UUCUUAGAGAGUUCUUGAGUUCUAAGAGAGUUCUUGAGUUCUAAGAGAGUUCUUGAGUUUUAAGAGAGUUCUUGAGUUCUUCUUUACUAGUAGUUGGGUGUUGAGUUACUCUUGUGCUCCUCUUGAAGUUUCAACUGGUUGCUCUUCAACUCAGGGCCCACAAAGCUUGGAUUGAAAAGACGUUUCAGAAAAGAGAGUGUAUCCAAAUAUUUCCCAGCAAAGAACCAAACAGGUGCAGUUGUGGUCAGGUAGUGAACCAGCAUGUGGCCAUCAUCCCGGGGGCGACCACUAGGGCGGCGGAAGAGGCAGGUCAGAUCGGUCAGGGGGCGGUGCCCAUGGAACGCUGGUCCGUGCUUAAACACACACAGGCCACGCCCACAGACACAUACGGCAUCAUGGAGUUCCAGGGAGGAGGACAUGUCAACAAGGCCAUGUACAUCCGUGUGGCGUACGAUUCCAAGCCAGACAACAUGCUCCACCUGAUGGUGAAAGACUGGCAGCUGGAGCUCCCCACCCUGCUCAUCUCUGUCCACGGGGGACUGCAGAACUUUGACUUGCAGCCCAAACUAAAACAGGUGUUUGGAAAGGGUCUGAUCCAGGCUGCGGUCACCACCGGAGCCUGGAUACUCACUGGUGGAGUCAGCACUGGGGUGAUCCGGCAUGUAGGAGAUGCGUUGAAGGACCACUCCUCAAAGUCCAGGGGAAAAGUAUGUGCCAUCGGGAUCGCUCCAUGGGGCAUCGUGGAGAACAAGGAGGAUCUGAUAGGAAGAGAUGUGACACGUCCGUACCAGGCCAUGUCCAACCCCAUGUCCAAGCUGUCUGUCCUCAACAACAGCCACUCCCACUUCAUCCUAGCAGAUAACGGGACCCAGGGAAAGUACGGCGCAGAGGUCCGUCUUCGCCGUCAGCUGGAGAAACACAUCUCCCUGCAGAAGAUCAACACACGUCUGGGUCAGGGGGUGCCUCUGGUCUGUCUGAUCCUGGAGGGGGGUCCCAACGUCAUCUCCAUAGUCCUGGAGAGCCUGAGGGAGGACCCCCCUGUCCCGGUGGUGGUCUGUGACGGCAGUGGACGGGCCUCUGACAUCAUCUCCUUCGCACACAGAUACUCUGAGGACGACGGCUUGGUCAGUGAUAGCGUGAAGGACCAGCUCCUGGUCACCAUCCAGAAGACGUUUAACUACAACCGCGGUCAGGCCCAGCAGAUCUUCCUCAUGGUGUUGGAAUGUAUGAAGAAACGAUCUCUGGUGAGUAGGGAAGACAUUAUUAUACAGGAUAUGUUCCCAUAACUUAUGACGCACGCAAUGCAAUUGGACAGGAAUUCUAAGUGUUAUGCUAAUAAUGCUAACGAAUUCCUGUCCAAUGCAUUGCGUGCGUCAUAAGUGACACUUUUAGUAUUUAGACAAUUUGGUCGUUAAAAUGUUUUGUUUUUUUAAGCCUUACGUACAUUUUAGAAAAUCUUUUUUUACCACAUAGUGUAAGUAAAAACCUAAUGUAUUCAAAAUAUAUUCAAACAUUAAAGAUUAUAAUUUGUGAUGAAAGUAAAGGGACAUUUUAAUAAUUGUUUUAUGUUCAUUUGAUUCUUCAAUAAAACCUUCC